UGUAUUGAUGUGGUGGAGGAUUCUGUUGAGAUCUCGGUUGGCGAAUCAGGCGCCAGAGUUCGUCACGCGGACGAACGCGACUUUGCCUACGAGAUAUCCGGUCAGUUCACCGGCUACCUCACUGAAUAGUCGGUUAUCCCCUCGAGCUGUAGUCUCGUGUUUUCCUUUGAGAGUAUAUGCACAAAACGAGUGGGGACAACUUCAAAAUGCCAGACGCCACAUUAUACUCGCUGCUGCCGCACCGACGAGCCAUCCGCUUAUUGCGCAUCAAAUCGGGAACGGGCGAAGAAGGCAUUCAGAUCACUCUCGAAACUUUCAACCUCGACUCAAAAACGCAAUUCACUGCGCUCUCAUAUGUCUGGGGCGAUACAACAUCGCCAUGCGAGAUCAUAUGCAAUGGGCAUACAAAGUCGAUUACACGCAAUCUCUUGGGUGUCUUAUCACAACUACAGAAACAGCAGUUUAAUUGCCUACUGUGGGUAGACGCCAUCUGCAUCAACCAAAGGGACGAAGAAGAGAAGAGCUUCCAAGUGGCUAUGAUGAGAGACAUCUACAAGCGCGCCGCAAAGGUCAUAUUCUGGCUCGGACAACAGGAACUUUACGAUGAAGAUGCGAUUAAUCUGAUGAGAAGCUUUUCCCAAAGGUUUCCGCAUCGGCUGGAUUUGGAACGGCACAGAUUGAAGACUCUGGAAGAGAUGAAUCUUUCUUCCUUUGAUCGCGGUUGGGCCGGAUGGGCCUCUCUUUUUUGUCGCCCAUGGUUUGGGCGUGUUUGGAUUGUACAAGAGUUUUCGAACGCGACGAAAUCCGUUUUUAUGUCCGGUGCACUGGAGAUUCCAACUGAACUCCUAUUGCAUUGCGGAUUCGCCACAGAAGUGUGCGUUGCGAUUCGAGAAGUUGUGUGUCGCGAAAGAGAUGUUCGCGAUACCGGAAAAGCGAUCUUGAGACUUUUUGCUUUGGGAGUGGGUCAGUUUGGCCGUGAAAUGGGAGUGGGUGGUGGUCCUCGAAUUUUCGAUAUAUGGUGCAGGAGCCAACAACUUGAAGCCACAGAUCCUCGAGACCGAGUUUUUGCACUCUUGUCGACACAAACAGCAGUUGGAAUGGAAAUGAUCAAUUACCGCAAGAGCGAGGCAACAGUAUUCACAGAGAUUGCAGCGACGGCUCUCAACAUACUAGUUCCUAGGAUAACGUGGAUUGGAAGUGUCUUCCAUCCGUCGCAGCUCCAAGUUGAGCGGAACAAUCUGCACAGAGUCAGCAGAUUUUUAGCUUGCAAAUUCUGCUCCCCAGGAUCAUCAGAUCUACCGAGCUGGGUGCCGGACUGGAAGCCUAUCGGAUUCAACUUCGUCCCCUUGACGCGCUACUACACAGGCACUACAACUUUUACACAUCCUUAUGAUCAUGCUAUUGUCAAAGAAAAAGUGUUGUACAUAUCAGGGACAAUCUUGGACGAGCCUACUGUGAUCAUCAAUUCAAAGCCAUAUAUGGAUCCGACUUGGCCGGCAAUGCUCGGAACUGACACAAAAACCCGGAAGUCAGCCAGAGAUAUGAUGAAUUGGAUAUCUAUGUGUUAUGUAGUAGCUAUGUCGAUUCUUCUGCCCUCAGCUGAGGACGUCCGCUUUGAAAGGCUUUGCCGUGCGAUGGCAUUUGGUGUACGUCUCGAAGAAACGGAUAUAUUGGCUAGUCACUACAUGAAGGGACUUCAGGCAUUAUUCAGUGCGUAUGAAAGCUUAGCAGGACAGGCACACUAUCACCCCAGCCUCCUGCGAAGUUACAGUGAACCGGGCUCUCAUAACAAGAUGUACGAAAGCGGAUUCUAUGAGCUAUCAGCUGGCCGGAAAUUCAGCGUUACAAAGCAAAAGUAUCUGGCCUGGGUACCCGUGGACACAAGGCCGACUGAUCGCAUAUGUUUUCUUGCGGGGUGUGCUGUUCCAUUUGUGGUAAGACCUGUUGACCAACAUUAUGAACUAGUAGGAGACUGUUGUAGGGAAGAUCUGGUACUGGAUGCAGGCCGUAAGAUCCGUCAGAAGCCGCAAUUGUUCGAAUUCCGCUGACCAGGAGCGAACACUUGAAGAACAAUACGCUUUUUUCUUUAUGACACAUUGCCUCAUGUGGGCAUCCUUGACAAGAAUUCUGAGGUCGGUAGACUGGAACGGCACA
Alternaria rosae is the source of this 2154-nucleotide messenger RNA. RefSeq names its product heterokaryon incompatibility protein-domain-containing protein. Bases 177 to 2048 code for a protein of 623 amino acids. Lineage: Eukaryota; Fungi; Ascomycota; Dothideomycetes; Pleosporales; Pleosporaceae. The transcript is spliced from 2 exons. The record is from RefSeq and is a predicted model, not a curated record.